AUGAAAAUCAAAGCACUGUCUCGCCCAGUGGCGUCGCAGCAGGCCCCCGGGUCUGCUACCGUUCGUCAAUCACGGAAUCUGGAUCCAGCCCAGCAUCCUUUCGAGCGGGCCAGAGAAUACACUCGGGCUCUGAAUGCUAUCAAGAUGGAGCGCAUGUUCGCUGCGCCCUUCCUGGGUCAAAUGGGUGACGGACAUAUCGAUGGUGUCUACUCUAUGGCUAGGGACCCUCUCUCGCUUGAGCGCUUUGCGAGUGGCAGUGGUGACGGUGUGGUAAAGGUGUGGGACCUCACAACCCGGGAGGAGAUCUUCCAAACGCAAGCGCACGAAGGUAUGGUGAAGGGACUUGAAUUCUUGCCUGCGGAAAGAAAGCUCUUGUCUUGCGCCAGCGACAAAACCAUCAAGUUGUGGGACCCGUACAAUACGACCUCCGAGGCUCCCCCCAUGACAAGUUAUCUGGGCACGAGUGCCUUUACCAGUAUCUCACACCACCGCUCGAUGCCUGCAUUUGCAGCCGCCUCGUCUGUCAUUUCAAUCUACGAUCUCUCGCGGCCAUCUUCCUCUCCUUCGCAGACUCUGCACUGGCCGACCAGCGUUGAUACCAUUACCUCUGUUGCAUUUAACCAGUCUGAAACCUCCGUUUUGGGUUCCACUGCCCUCGAUCGGUCCGUUGUUCUAUACGAUUUGCGAACUUCGUCGCCAGUGCACAAGUUGGUCCUCAAGCUGGCUUCUAAUAAGAUUACAUUCAACCCCCAAGAGACCUUCAACUUCGCUGUGGCCAAUGAGGAUCACAACGCUUACAUCUUCGAUAUGAGAAAAACAGAUCGGGCUCUGAACGUUCUGAAGGACCAUGUGGCUGCUGUUAUGGAUGUCGAGUUCAGUCCCACUGGUGAGGAUCUGGUCACUGCAUCAUACGACCGAACUGUUCGCCUUUGGUCCAGGCAGAGCGGCAGAUCCAAGGAUAUUUACCACACGAAGCGUAUGCAACGUGUAUUCGCCGCCACAUUCACUCCUGAUAGCAAGUACGUGCUGUCCGGUUCAGACGACGGAAACGUUCGGCUGUGGCGUGCCAACGCAUCUGAUCGCAGUGGAAUCGUGAGUGCACGUCAACGCAGCAAGCUUGAGUAUGACAAAGCCCUCAUCAAGCGCUACUCGCACAUGCCCGAGAUCCGUCGCAUCCAGCGCCAGCGUCAUGUGCCCAAGCCUAUUAAGAAGGCUGGUGAGAUCAAGCGUGAGGAGCUGGCUGCCAUUAAGAGGCGUGAGGAGAACGUGCGCAAGCAUACCAGUAAGAAGGAUCUGAAGCCGAGAAUGCCUGAGCGUGAGAAGAUGAUUCUUACCCGCGAGCAAUAA
Molecule: messenger RNA, 1347 nt
Organism: Penicillium pulvis
Lineage: Eukaryota; Fungi; Ascomycota; Eurotiomycetes; Eurotiales; Aspergillaceae
Product: rRNA-processing protein SOF1
Exons: 2
Coding region: 1-1347 (448 amino acids)
Biological process (GO): maturation of SSU-rRNA from tricistronic rRNA transcript (SSU-rRNA, 5.8S rRNA, LSU-rRNA)
Cellular component (GO): small-subunit processome; nucleolus
Molecular function (GO): protein binding
Source: RefSeq, a predicted model, not a curated record